AUGCCCUUAGCGCCCGAAAUUCAACAAUUCAUUCUUGGCUUCAAAGCCCAGUGGGAUGGGUCAGUGAACUCAGCUUGCCAGGACUUUUUUGAAGCCCGUCAUGCGUCUCUUGAGUCCGCCAAUCCAAAUCCUUCAAUUCAAUGCGAAAAUAAUGUGAAGUACGGCCCAGAUCCACGGCAUCGCCUGGAUGUAUUCUGGCCAGCAGAUGCCGCCUCAACGGACGCUACUCUCCCGGUUGUCGUCUACUUUCACGGCGGUGCAUUCAAGCUCGGAGACAACACCAUCACUCCGCACAUGCACGCAAAUAUUGGCCGAUUCUUCGCAUCAAAGGGUAUGGUCGGCGUCUUGGGUACCUAUCGUCUACUGCCAGAAGCUCGAUUCCCAGAUGGACGGGAAGAUAUCGCUUCUGCUCUCUCGUGGCUACAUAGCAAUGUGCACCAGUAUGGAGGCAGCCGAAACGCCAUCUUCGCGCUCGGUCAAAGCGCCGGUGGAGGCCAUCUGGCCAUGUCACUUUAUUCGGGGAGACUGAAGACGAACGAAGAGCAGGGUCUGGUGCGCGGCGUGUUGCUCCUGAGCGCGGCGUUGAAGUAUGAUCUAUCCAAGAAGGGUCGGCGCGAGAGCAUGGAACAGUACUAUGCAACGACUGAUCACGCUAUUAUUCAUUCCCGAUCGGCGUAUGGCAUCUUUCACUCUUUGCCGCCCGUUGAAGAUGCAGAUGUGGUUGCUGUGCCGACACCCGAACUCUUUUUGAUGCUAGCGGAAUGGGAUUUCGAGGAGUGUGUACGAGGAAAUUUGGACUUUGUAAGGCUCUAUGCUGAGCGUCGCGGCCACCUUCCUCGAUUUGAGGUGUUGCCUGGCCAUAAUCAUGUUAGUUAUGCAUUGUCUAUCGGCUUGCCAGGAGACGAAGUUGGACCGAAGAUUGCGGACUGGGUGAUGCGGUGCUCUGAGGGGGCCUGA
This is a messenger RNA of Aspergillus niger, 957 nucleotides long. RefSeq lists its product as uncharacterized. The transcript has a single exon. The record is from RefSeq and is a predicted model, not a curated record. NCBI's taxonomy places the organism in Eukaryota, Fungi, Ascomycota, Eurotiomycetes, Eurotiales, Aspergillaceae. Bases 1 to 957 code for a protein of 318 amino acids.